This is a messenger RNA of Prorocentrum cordatum, 225 nucleotides long. Lineage: Eukaryota; Dinophyceae; Prorocentrales; Prorocentraceae. The record is from the annotation of a GenBank genome assembly.
CCCAUGCUGAUGCCGAGGGUCCACCACACUGGCGUGGCAAGCUGCGGGCGAAUCUACAUCUGCGGCGGGGCCACCUCGUGGGACGAGCGGGGCCCCCAGAACAUCCAGCGCUCCGUCGAGUGCUUCAGCCCCGAGUCGGGCGAGUGGGAACCGGUGGCCGCCAUGGCCAUGCCCAGGAUCGGUGCCUGCGCCUCCGCUAUGGUGGCCGAGCCGAGGGCCGUCUGA